UCAAAAACCCAGCUCAUCCAGAUACAUGUUCAAGCCGACCUGCUUCACGUGGUAGGCAACGCCUCUAUCUGGAGGAGCUGGGCGUGCAAAGGCGGUUGGUGUUUGUUGAAUCGGAGAGAGAAAGUAGCGGUGAUAAUGGGGUUGCUGUCCCUCUCUCUGUGUCAAUCUUGUUCGGUUCCCAUGGCGGCGCCAAUGGUACACUUAUCAUCAAGACCGGCUUCUCCAUCGUCGACCGCCCAUUUCUGCCAAAUCAGAGGCGGAGCGCCGUCUCUCUCUCUAACGCCGUUGUUGGCUCUCCGGCGAACCGGAGUUAGCCGAAUCGGUCGGAGGUCACAGGUCGUGUGCAUGGCUCCGGAAGAAGAGAAGAUGACUCGCCGUUCCCCUCUGGAUUUCCCCAUAGAGUGGGAAAGGCCCAAGCCCGGGCGGCGACCAGAUAUAUUCCCCCAGUUUAGCCCAAUGAAAACACCAUUACCACCCCCCUUGCCAGCGGAUCCUCCCGAAGAAGAUGAGGAAGAGGAAGAAAAGAAAGAGGAAGAAGAGGACGAUCCUGAGCAGGAGAAUCCAGAUAAACCAGAUAAUCAGUAGCUUCUAUAAGUUUUGCAGUCUGAAGAGGAAGCGGGAAUCGACUCUUUUCAAGCUUUAGUUUUGCUUAAUGUGUGCUUUUCAUUUGCAUGUAGUCAAGUUUAGCCAAUGCAGUGGAUACCGCCACAGCCAGGAAAAGGGUGCUGCGGAUGCUAGUGAGUGUGAGCAACAACAUCAGAGGGUAGGUAAUAGUUAAGCCAUGUGUAGUAUGUUUUCUUGUGGGUUUUGCAGAUCAAAUUGUUUAGACAAGAACCUUCAAAAUAAUAUUUGUCACACCAUUUAUGUACGACUAGAAUCAGAUUCUUGUAGUUGAUAAAAGUUUGGUGAUUCUUACCAUUUUAUUUGGUUUAAAAUAUCCUGACACAUCUUGAUGAGCAAA
This is a messenger RNA of Cornus florida, 961 nucleotides long. RefSeq lists its product as uncharacterized. Lineage: Eukaryota; Viridiplantae; Streptophyta; Magnoliopsida; Cornales; Cornaceae. The record is from RefSeq and is a predicted model, not a curated record. The coding region runs from base 136 to 585 and encodes 149 amino acids. The transcript is spliced from 2 exons.